UACUGAAGUAAUUUGGCUGAAAUUUGGAAUGGAAAUAGAUUUUACUCUGGAUUAACAUAUAGGAAAAAUACAUAGUUCCCGCGGGAUUUGUGAAAAACUGAAUUCCACGCGAAAGAAGUUGCGGGCGUCCGCUAGUAAUACCUAAACUACAAGGAAUCAAAGAGGUGAAAAUGUGGUCGAAACAACUCACGGACGUGUAUCGGGAAAAACUUUCAAGACCAUGUUUCAAAAGAAAAGUUACCAUGCAUUUAUGGGGAUACCGUUUGCAGCACCUCCUAUAAAGGACUUGAGAUUUCUGGCACCACAAAAAAUAGAGCCAUGGGACGGUGUGUUAUCAGCAACAAAAAUUAAACCAGCAUGUAUACAAUACAAUACAGUAACUCAUAAAGGCAAACCCUUUGGGUUAUACGGUAAAGAAGACUGCCUAUACCUUGACAUAUUCGCACCAGACUUAAAUGACAACAAAAAGCCAGUAGUAGUGUUUAUUUAUAGCGAUCGCUUCCAAACCUCCUACAAUAAAACAAAAGAUUAUGCACCAGACUUCUUUAUAGAAGAAGACAUAAUUGUUGUUACCAUAAGUCACCGACUCUCUAUAUUUGGUUUUCUUUCCUUCGAGAAUAAAAACACACCCGGGAACGCUGGUCUAAAGGACAUAGUUGCAGGAUUAGAAUGGAUCUCAAAAAAUAUAAGGAACUUUGGAGGCGAUCCCGAAAAAGUCACUUUAUUAGGCUCUCAAGCAGGCGGUGUUGCUGUGGAUUUGCUAAUACGGUCAAAAGCACAUAAACUAUUCCGUUCAGCCAUCCUCCAGAGCGGCACGGCUUUAAGCCCCACUUUCUUGCAAGAAAAUGUUCGAGAAAGAGCAUUCAAAAUGGGGAAAUUGCUAGAAAUACCCACUACUAACGAUGAUAAGCUUCUACAGGAACUAAAUGAAGUGCCCGCCUGGAAAUUAUUAGACGAAGAACUGCGAACAGUGCCAGAUGACUAUUAUAAAGAAAACCAGAAAGGAAUACUAGCAUUCGGUCCUAUAGUCGAGAAAGAUUCGGAUGGCCUCGUAACCGAAUAUCCGGAAAAUUCAUCCGAGAAUGUAAACAUUCCUAUUAUGAUCGGGCUUAACUCCCGCGAGGGUUUCGCUGCCGCACUGAGAUUCCUUAUGGAACCGCAUUGGCUUAAAAUGGUUGAUAAAGAUUUUACCUUUUUAAUGCCUUUGCGUAUGAAUUUUCAAUUCGAUCCUUUACAUGACGCCUACUACGAGGCGAUAGACGAAUUAAAGAAAUUUUAUUUCAAAGGCAACGUGACUGUAAAAAGUGCACCAGAAUACAUGACUUACAUUGGGGAUAUAAAAGCGUACGGUAUAGACAAAGCUGUACAAAUGUACUCUAACAUAUCUUCAAGUCCUGUGUAUUAUUAUUACUUCGAUUACUUCAGUGAUUUGAAUGAGAAUAAGGUGAACUUUUUGAAAAUGGCAAAGGCUGAAGAAGGUACAUGGGGAGCCGCCACGGGAGACGAACUAUGCUAUUUAUUCAGAUGCCCGAAUCUCAAUGAGCAAUAUAUUAAGUAUCAAAGUACAGACUCGGAGGAGCAGAAAAUGCUAAUGAAAUUGAUAAAAAUGUGGGCAAACUUCAUAAAAUACGGGAAUCCAACCCCCCACGAGGAUAAUCCAUUGGGUGACAUCAAAUGGCCUGCAUAUGAUUUGAAAUCCAAGCAGUAUCUGCAUAUUGACAAAAUUAUUAAAGUAGAGAAGGAUUUAUGGAAGUACAGGUUCAACUUUUGGGAUCAGUUUUUAAAAAAGUGGGAAAAACGAGCUGAGCUUGGGCUAAUUUCUAAGAAGGGUGAUGAAAUUAAAAACGAUGAACUUUAA
Bicyclus anynana (squinting bush brown) is the source of this 1858-nucleotide messenger RNA. Its product is annotated as juvenile hormone esterase-like. The record is from RefSeq and is a predicted model, not a curated record. Lineage: Eukaryota; Metazoa; Arthropoda; Insecta; Lepidoptera; Nymphalidae. The coding region runs from base 221 to 1858 and encodes 545 amino acids. The transcript is spliced from 4 exons.